AUGGGACCAACUGGUGACUACCAGGUACAAAUACACAACAACACGGGUAUACGGGGACGAGUGAUUUUUAUUCUGUUUUUUUUUCAGGUGGUAGUUUUAUCAGAAGAAUUCAGUCCGGACACGACUGGGGAUGGAUCUGGGGGCCUCUGGUAUCCUUAUUGCUGUGGCAAUACUCCAGGGCAUCUUCUUGAUAAAUGGGGCGGCGAAACUUACAAGUUUCUACACUCCUGCUGGCUCGAAGGUGGUCACAACGUGACUAUCGGGCCGGUCUACUCCCUGAGUAAAGAACAUAACAAAGAAACCCCGGUGUGGGCCUCGACCGUCUUCGGAUUCCGGUACCUAGAGCCACGGCAGUUGGAGUACCUGAACCGAUUGUACUCUGGGGACUACGUUUCUGGCCACACGUUCACAACCUUCAUCGUCCACACAACCUCUAUGCUGUCGUACCUGUACUCGCGCUUCGGCCGCGCCGGCGGUGAGCUAAAGCGCGCCAAGGUGACUUCCUUACGGGACCCCGUCCUUGAAGACUGCGACGUUGUGGUCAACUGUACUGGUCUUGGAGCGAAGGAUUUGGUCCCCGAUUCCGGGGUGUUCCCGGUUAGGGGACAGGUCAUAAGAGUCGCUGCUCCGUGGCAGUACGACACAGUCUUGGACAAAAGCUCUGGACACUACAUAAUACCCAAUGCCGAGACGGUGGUGUUAGGUGGCACGCAACAAGAGCACGAUUUUAAUACGGGAACAGAUCCAAAGGACACAGAGUUCAUUCUUAAUGGAUGUUGCUCAAGGAUUCCUAAGAUGAAGGCGGCUAAAGUGGUAAAACACUGGACAGGUCUGCGACCCGGGCGAGACCAGGUCAGGUUGGAGUUAGAAAUUGUGGAUGGAAGACUAGUCAUACACAACUACGGGCACGGUGGGAGUGGCGUUACGUUGUUCUGGGGGUGCGCAGGCAAUCUCCUAGAUUUGCUGCAGGCAAAUUUGAACCAAAUAGACAAUCGCCUAAAGUCAAAGUUAUAAUAAAGGUUCAGAAGGCAGUGCUAACCCAGCU
Cydia amplana is the source of this 1045-nucleotide messenger RNA. RefSeq names its product D-aspartate oxidase (gene Daao2). Gene Ontology annotation, molecular function: D-amino-acid oxidase activity; FAD binding. The coding region runs from base 1 to 1014 and encodes 337 amino acids. Gene Ontology annotation, cellular component: cytoplasm. NCBI's taxonomy places the organism in Eukaryota, Metazoa, Arthropoda, Insecta, Lepidoptera, Tortricidae. The transcript is spliced from 8 exons. Gene Ontology annotation, biological process: D-amino acid catabolic process. The record is from RefSeq and is a predicted model, not a curated record.